GAACCUUUCAACAAGAUGACACUGAUCCUUUCUUCCUACCUUUACAGAUUCGCACCUAUUCAUGCUGAGGCCCCUGAGUUCAUAGAGAUGAGUGUUGAGCAGGAAAUUCUGGUUACUGGUAUCAAGGUCGUGGAUCUGCUGGCUCCCUAUGCCAAGGGUGGCAAAAUUGGGCUCUUUGGUGGUGCUGGAGUUGGCAAGACGGUACUGAUCAUGGAGUUGAUCAAUAAUGUCGCCAAAGCCCAUGGUGGUUACUCUGUAUUUGCUGGUGUUGGUGAGAGGACCCGUGAAGGCAAUGACUUAUACCAUGAAAUGAUUGAGUCUGGUGUUAUCAACUUGAAAGAUGCUACCUCCAAGGUAGCGCUAGUGUACGGUCAAAUGAAUGAACCACCUGGUGCUCGCGCCCGGGUGGCUCUGACUGGACUGACUGUUGCUGAAUACUUCAGAGACCAAGAGGGUCAAGAUGUAUUGCUCUUUAUCGAUAACAUCUUCCGCUUCACCCAGGCUGGCUCUGAGGUGUCUGCUUUAUUGGGCAGAAUCCCUUCUGCUGUGGGCUAUCAGCCUACCCUGGCCACUGAUAUGGGUACCAUGCAGGAAAGAAUCACCACCACCAAGAAGGGAUCUAUUACCUCUGUACAGGCUAUCUAUGUGCCUGCUGAUGACUUGACUGACCCUGCCCCUGCCACUACCUUUGCCCAUUUGGAUGCUACCACUGUCCUGUCCCGCGCUAUUGCUGAGUUGGGCAUCUAUCCAGCUGUGGAUCCUCUGGAUUCCACCUCUCGAAUCAUGGAUCCCAACAUUGUCGGAAAUGAGCAUUAUGAUGUUGCUCGUGGGGUGCAAAAGAUCCUACAGGACUACAAAUCUCUCCAGGACAUCAUUGCCAUCCUGGGUAUGGAUGAACUUUCUGAGGAAGACAAGUUGACUGUGUCCCGUGCACGGAAAAUACAGCGUUUCUUGUCUCAGCCAUUCCAGGUAGCUGAGGUUUUCACAGGUCAUAUGGGGAAGCUGGUACCUCUGAAGGAGACCAUCAAAGGAUUCCAGCAGAUUUUGGCAGGUGAGAUUUUGAGUAUAAAGCUGAAUGUAAAAUGGCAGAGAAGCUGAAAUCUCUUGAUGCCC
Leptonychotes weddellii (Weddell seal) is the source of this 1113-nucleotide messenger RNA. Lineage: Eukaryota; Metazoa; Chordata; Mammalia; Carnivora; Phocidae. The record is from RefSeq and is a predicted model, not a curated record.